Condylostylus longicornis is the source of this 2115-nucleotide messenger RNA. It is a transcript of the gene spdo, whose product is annotated as probable basic-leucine zipper transcription factor N. Bases 199 to 2115 code for a protein of 638 amino acids. The transcript is spliced from 3 exons. Lineage: Eukaryota; Metazoa; Arthropoda; Insecta; Diptera; Dolichopodidae. The record is from RefSeq and is a predicted model, not a curated record.
AAAAUUGUGUUAAAAAAUAAAGUUUAAUAAAAUAAUAAAUGAAUUAAUUUAAAAUAAAAAUAUUUUUGAAAGGAUGCGAACAAAACAAUGACGAAGAAAAGAAUCUGUUGACAAAAAUAAAACUAAACUGAAAUAAAAACUCAUACAUAAGCAGAAAUUAGUUUUUUUAUGCAAAAGAAAAAUAUUCAAACAUAAAAAAUGUCUACAAGGCAUAACUACACGAAUCCUGCAUUUUGCCAGCAAAGUGAAUUUUAUCCAACCCUCAGUUUAACAGAACAACAUAAAAAUCAUGCUAAUAAAUUAUCACAACUUCGUUUAGAUACAUCUUUAAUAUCUGUAAAUGGUGGACUUAAUGAUGGUACAACAAUAAGUAAUAUUGGAGUACGUCGUAUUCAACGGAGUGUAUCGACGCGUUCAUUUAAUACAACAACAUCUUCAAAUAAAGUAAAUGCUAUCAACCGUAGUCAAAUACUUUCGAAUAAUUCCACACCUCCAAAACCGGGACCUAAACCAACAAAUUUAAAUCGUACAAUAAAUAACACAACAAAUGCAUUUGAAACAACAACACGAUCUGGAAGUGGUCGUUAUGCUCUAGUGCCAGUUGAGGAAUUAUCAAACAGUAAUAAUAUAAAUCGUUAUGCUAUUAUACCAAGCUCAUCAACACAACAGAUUCAAAACAAAAAUAUUACGUCAAUAGUAGAACAACCGUCCUCAAUCAAAAGAACUGAUUCAUAUCGUUAUGCUAAAAGUCAAGAGAAUAUUGAUCGUUAUGCACAUAUACCAAUUAAAGAUGAACCAGCAUCAUUCAAUGAAGAAUCAGAUACAUUUACAAGUUUACCACCUAUGACAAUAAGUGAAGAGCAACCUCGUCUAAAAUCAGCUUUUUCUAGCGAUUUUGGAAGUAAAUCAUUUGUUUUAGUUGACCACAAGAAUAAUCAAAAAUACGCAAUGGUACCGACAGCAGAUGAUGAAGAUUUAGUUGAUGAUAAUCAUGAGAUAAUCCAAAUGCACCAUGGCCGAGUUCAUAGAUAUGCUGUUAUUCCGACAGAAGAGGAAGAUGAUGAUGAUGAAGAAGAAGAAACAUGUUUAAGUAACACAGAUUUAAAUCAAACCUACCCAAAUUCACAAGAAACAAUACAACUCCAACCACUACAAAGCUCAACACCACAAAAAAACCCAUUUAGACAACAGUCAGUGCAACGAACUCCACAAUUAACACCACUGCAAAAAGCAAACGAAAACUAUCCAACUACACCAAUAAAAAAUCCUGAUGCAACAAGAAGACUACAUGAACUCUUGUCCACACCAAGAAAAACACCAAAACCAACCUCUAAUUUAACACCAAAUAAUAUAAGUAGAAAUGAUAUAGAAAGAAAUUCAAAAAGAUAUUCAAGUCAAUCUAAAAUUUAUGUUCAUGGCAGUCGUCUUAAUAUAAACCAUAUUAGAGAAAAUGAGUUGAAUCCUCAAAAACUAGUAUAUGACCACGCAUAUCAACAGCCAAACAAAAUUAAACCAAUAGAGCAACAAUAUAAAUCCAAUAAACAAAAUCAAAAAAUAAAAGGUAAUGAAGCUAGGACUACAGCUAUCAUAACACCACGUGUUGCAAAUUAUUCUAAUAACACUGAUAACGAAGAUGAAGAUAGUUGCACAAAAUCUUCAUGGAAUACCUCAUAUCCACAAAAGGUAGCAAAUGCAACUGCUACAUUGGGUGUAAUAUCAUUAAUGUUAACUUUAGGCAGUAUAAUGAACACAGGGCUCUGUUUGUACUUAAUAGCUAAUAAUGGCCGCACAUUUUAUUUAGAAUUUGCUUUAGCAGCUGCAUUCGCUGGAGUUGGACUUGGUAUAUUAGGAUUUCGUACACGUCAUUGCGAAUGGUUACCGAACCGUAGUUAUAUAUCUGGUUACAUUUUACUAACAGUAUUUUGUUUACUUAAAUGCUGUGGAUUAUUGGUUUUGUUAGCAUUAGAUCCGUUUCCCGGAAUACCAUUACAUGAUGUUACCACUGGUAUUGUUUUAGGUUUAUCAACAUUUGAAGUAUUCUUUAUUGGAUUAGGCGUACUGGGAUCAUGGUGGUGUCAUAGACCGCCACCUGAUAACAGAGUUAAUGUUUAUUAA